Lymnaea stagnalis (great pond snail) is the source of this 612-nucleotide messenger RNA. The record is from the annotation of a GenBank genome assembly. Lineage: Eukaryota; Metazoa; Mollusca; Gastropoda; Lymnaeidae.
UUGGGAAGAACCGGAAAUGGCAAAAGUUCAACUGGAAAUACCAUCCUAAAAAUGAAAGCUUUCAAAGAAUCAUCAGGUUCAUCUUCUUGCUCAAAAUUAAUUAAAGACGCCGAGAAUGUCAUAAACAAUGUGAGUAUCACUGUUUAUGACACACCUGGUCUCUUCGAUGGCGAUGAUAACGAUAUGUUGACCGCUGAAGAGAGAGCGGUUGUACAGAUGGAUUCAUUGAUGUACGCUUGUCAAAAGAGUGGAGUGAACGCAUUUGUUUUGGUUCUCAAUGCCACCAAUAGAUUUACCGAAGAAGAAAAGAAAACGGUUCAGUGGUACGAGGCCAUAUUUGGAGCAGAUUUUCUGAAAAAGAAUGGGAUUCUAGCAUUAACCCAUGCCGAUAACAUUGGCACUGAAAAUAAAGAUACCGAUCUGAAGGAUUGGACCGCAAAACAGACUGGCGCGAUGAAAACACUGAUUGAAAAAUUUGAAGGGAGAAUCGCUUUUUUCGAAAACAUAGGGAACUUUGAGGGUCGAAGAGAAAAAAGUGGCGUUAAACUAAGAGACCUAUGUCAACAAAAGCUGGAGCUGAAUGCAUACUCUAUGAUGAAUUACAAGAACAAU